Lontra canadensis (Northern American river otter) is the source of this 1949-nucleotide messenger RNA. RefSeq names its product thioredoxin like 4B (gene TXNL4B). The coding region runs from base 78 to 527 and encodes 149 amino acids. Gene Ontology annotation, biological process: mRNA splicing, via spliceosome. The record is from RefSeq and is a predicted model, not a curated record. The transcript is spliced from 4 exons. NCBI's taxonomy places the organism in Eukaryota, Metazoa, Chordata, Mammalia, Carnivora, Mustelidae. Gene Ontology annotation, cellular component: spliceosomal complex; U5 snRNP; U4/U6 x U5 tri-snRNP complex.
GGACAGUCGUGAAGUGGAAGAGAGGGAGGUGAUUGUACAAAUAAAGACUGACAGGAUUACUAUUAGGAUUUCUCAACAUGAGCUUCCUAUUGCCCAAGCUAACUAGCAAAAAAGAAGUAGACCAAGCAAUACAAAGUACCGCAGAGAAGGUGUUGGUCCUCAGGUUUGGGAGAGACGAGGAUCCUGUCUGUCUGCAGCUAGAUGAUAUACUUUCUAAAACCUCUUCUGACCUGAGUAAAAUGGCUGCUAUUUAUCUGGUAGAUGUGGACCAAACUCCUGUUUACACACACUAUUUUGACAUCAGUUAUAUUCCAUCUACUGUAUUUUUCUUCAAUGGGCAACAUAUGAAAGUGGAUUAUGGGUCUCCAGAUCACACUAAGUUUGUGGGAAGUUUCAAAACCAAGCAGGACUUCAUAGAUUUGAUUGAAGUAAUUUAUCGAGGAGCAAUGAGGGGGAAACUUAUUGUCCAAAGUCCUAUUGAUCCCAAGAAUAUUCCCAAAUACGACCUUCUCUAUCAAGACAUUUAGCACAUUCACUACUCAAAGUUGAAGACAAAGGCACAUGUUGAAGCAGUACCUGAAUCCGGCUAUGCUGUCUUCCUGGAGUCCUUCAGAAAGAUGCUCAGCAUCCCAGCGAAGAAGAGGUCUGACUCGGACAGAAAAUCCCCCGUCCCCGAGUAGAAGGCCAUGCUGGUCCCGUGAUGAGCAGCAAUGCUGAAAUGUCUAGUUGCUGCAAACCUCCGAGCAGUCAAGACAACCGUGGUGCGUUUUCCCAGCGUGAUUUUUUAAGUUUAUAUUGUACUUCUCUUUAUUCCUUAAGAUAAUACAGAAUCCUUUUCAACAUUACCUACUACUGUUUAAUUACGUUUAUGGGAUACACAAGGAAAAUAGAAAAUUUGUUUGCACAGGAAGAGAAAUACUUCUUUUGUGCCCUAAGUGUACACACACAGGCUCCCCCUCGCCCAUUACUCCACUCAGGUAUUUACUGCGUGACUGCGUGCUCUCCCAUCUCCAGUCCCCGUUAUCCCUGUUUCUCUUGGAUAAGUGAUUCUCUGCUGAUAGUGGGCAAAUUUGUUUUAUUUUGGAAACUUUCUAGCUUAGACUUUUAAAAUAGUAUCCUGGUUUGCUCAUUUUACUAGUUUUUAUGUUACAAAAUUGCCCAAGAAAUGAGACCUUGAACCUUUACCAUCCAGCACCCAGUUUGAGCUAAGCAAAAAAAUGAACUACCUGUAGUUAGUAGGAGCAGGUUUCUCCCAGAAGCCAGAGUUCUGCCUCUCUCUGGGGCAGAGAAUUUCGCUCCAAGGACUCAAGACUGGAAAGAGAUGCCAGAGUUGUUAGAAGAAAUAACAUCUUUAUGGUAUUUGCCCCUUUUAAUAACUUGAUGAAGAAUUCUUGCUCUUCUGGCAUCCCCAGCAUGACCUGCCCUAACCACUUGGGCAAGUCACUGCUUCUCUCAAAACCUCAUAGAGCCUCUGGAUCCUGACUUUCUAGAACAAGAGAAGAGGUGCAGAGCCGGAGGGCCAGGGGCCAGGCAGGAUCAGCCAGUUACGGGCCUCCUGGCCAGCAGAAGCCGGGUUCUGUGCGGGCCAGCACUUUCACUGCAAGUACGUUCCCCCUUCACCAGCUGCUACCCUUCCGAGCCUCGUCUGCAGGAAGAGGUGGCCAGUGACGGGGCACAGAAGGAAGGCUGCUGGGGGCUUUGGUGUCCUUCGCUGAUGAAAGGAGGGAGCCGUCGCCACCUCUGUGUUCUCCCCCUCUCCCUGCGCUGGUUUUCCUGAUCCGUGGGACUGCAGCAGCCAUCCUAGGACCAUGAGGACCAGCAUGAAAAGUGAAUGUGCGGAGAACAAUAAGACCCUGGGUCCCUACUGAGGUUUUGAGCCUGUGAGUAAAUACUAGACCUACCUCCCUCCAGACCCCUGUGAAAGAAUAAAACGUCUUCAUUGCCUCUCA